AAUCGGAUUCCGAUAAACAAACAAACCAAAGGAAGGAGGCCCAGCUACAAAUUGGGCCGGCGCAUGCUGCAGGCAUCAUAUCGGUCACUCCAUUUCUAGCAGGAGACCAGGAGUGAGGGACCAAUGGCGAACCGCGCGCACUUGGUCAUCCUCGUCCUCGCCUACCGCCUCCUGGUAUCCCUCUCAGCUGAAGCACAGCACACCAAAGAGUCGUAUGUCGUCUACAUGGGGAGUCCUUCCGUUUCCGGGGGAGGCGGCGAGGUGGAGGCGGUGCGUGCCGCCCACCUUGAGAUGCUGUCGUCCGUCGUCGUGCGGAGCGACGAGCAGGAGCCACGGCCGUCCACGGUGUCGCUGACGCAUAGCUACCACCACGCGUUCGAGGGCUUCGCCGCCGAGCUCACCGAGGAGGAGGCCGCCGCGCUGUCCGAGCACGAGGGGGUGGUGUCUGUGUUCCGGGACCGCGCUCUGCAGCUGCACACCACCCGGUCGUGGGACUUCCUCGACACGCAGUCCGGGCUCCGCACCGAUCGCCUCGGCCGCCGGGCCUCCGGCGAUGUCAUCAUCGGCGUCAUCGAUACCGGUGUCUGGCCGGAGUCGCAGAGCUUCAACGACGCCGGGAUGAGGGACGUGCCGGCGAGGUGGCGAGGCCUGUGCAUGGAAGGCCCGGACUUCAAGAAGAGCAACUGCAACAAGAAGCUCAUCGGGGCUCGGUACUACGGCAUCCAACCCGGCUCGGCAGCGCCCACGUCGUCUAACGCCUCGCUUGGCGCGGUAACGGCCGCGAUGACCGGCUCGCCGCGAGACACCGUUGGUCACGGCACGCACUGCGCAUCGACGGCCGCGGGCGCGGUCGUGGCGGACGCGGACUACUACGGCCUGGCCCGCGGCGCUGCCAAGGGCGGCGCGCCCGCGAGCCGCGUGGCCACGUACAAGGUGUGCAGCAUGGGCGGGUGCUCCAGCUCGGCAUUGCUCAAGGCCAUCGACGACGCGGUGAGCGACGGCGUGGACGUGAUCUCCAUCUCCAUCGGCAUGAGCUCCGCCUUCGCGUCCGACUUCCUCAGCGACCCCAUCGCGCUCGGCGCGUUCCACGCGCACCAGAGGGGCGUCCUGGUGGUCUGCUCCGGCGGCAACGACGGUCCCAAUCCCUACACGGUCGUCAACUCCGCGCCGUGGAUCCUCACCGUCGCCGCUUCCAGCAUCGACCGCACCUUCCAGUCCAGCAUCGUCCUCGGCAACGGCAACGUUGUCAAGGGCGUCGCCAUCAACUUCUCCAACCAAAGCCUCAGCGGAGACCGCUUUCCUCUUGUGUUCGGAGCACAAGCGGCAGGCCGAUACACACCGGUGUCCGAGGCAAGCAACUGUUAUCCGGGAUCGCUGGACGUGCAGAAGGUAUCCGGGAAGAUUGUGGUGUGCGUGGGCACGAACUCGAUGGUGUCGCGGCGGGUGAAGAAGCUUGUGGCGGAGGGGUCGGCGGCGAGUGGGCUUGUGUUGAUCGACGACACGGAGAAGGACGUGCCGUUCGACGCCGGCAGCUUCGCCUUCUCCCAGGUGGGCGCCGACUUGGGCGCGCAGAUCCUCGACUACAUCAACUCCACCAAGAAUCCGACAGCCGUGAUCCUCCCGACCGAGGACGUUAAGCUGUUCAAGCCCGCGCCCAUGGUGGCGUCCUUCUCAGCGCGCGGCCCUGGUGGUCUCACCGAAUCCAUCCUCAAGCCUGAUCUAAUGGCGCCCGGGGUCAGCAUCCUGGCCGCCGCGAUGCCGUCCACAGACAAGGCGGACGUCCCCGCCGGCAAGAAGCCCUCGGCAUUCGCCAUCAAGUCCGGCACUUCCAUGGCCUGUCCGCACGUCGCCGGCGCCGGCGCCUUCGUCAAGUCCGCCCACCCGGGCUGGUCUCCCUCCAUGAUCAGAUCAGCUCUCAUGACCACAGCGACGACGAGAAACAACCUCGGGCAGCCGGUUGCGAGCAACACCGGCGCGGUGGCGACCGGGCACGACAUGGGCGCCGGCGAGAUGAGCCCGCUGCGGGCGCUCAGCCCGGGCCUGGUGUUCGACACCACCGCCAAGGACUACCUCAACUUCCUCUGCUACUACGGCUACAAGGACAAGCUCGUUCGCAUGGUCUCCGGCGACGCCGGGUUCGCCUGCCCGCGUGGCGCGCCCUCGCCAGAUCUCAUCGCCACGGCCAUCAACUACCCGUCCAUCUCCGUGCCGAGGCUCGCAGUUGGGAAGGCGGUCACCGUGUCGCGCACCGCCAUGAACGUCGGCCCCUCGAACGCCACGUACACGGCGACCGUUGAGGCGCCGGCGGGCCUGUCUUUGAAGGUGCUGCCCGAGCGGCUGGUGUUCUCGAGGCGCUGGACGACAGCGGCGUACGAGGUGAGUUUUGCGAGCGCCGGGGCCAGCAAGGGGUACGCUUACGGCGCCGUCACCUGGUCAGAUGGCGCGCACUCGGUCCGGACGCCUUUCGCGGUUAAUGUCGUGUAAUUGUGUUUUUUGUUUUUUGCCGGGAUAUUAGGCCUUCCGUAAUGCAUUGUCUCUUAGCGCGGUAUCCUAGGUAGUAUACGAUCGUUAGAUACAACCAUCCUAAUGUAUUGUAUGUUAAGUGUCGUAUCUUAGUAAGCAUGUAUUUAAUGAUUUUGGCCUCAUACUAAUAUGUGAUUGGUCUAACAAGUUGUUUUGCCUA
This is a messenger RNA of Hordeum vulgare subsp. vulgare (domesticated barley), 2683 nucleotides long. RefSeq names its product CO(2)-response secreted protease-like. Gene Ontology annotation, molecular function: serine-type endopeptidase activity. Lineage: Eukaryota; Viridiplantae; Streptophyta; Magnoliopsida; Poales; Poaceae. The transcript is spliced from 10 exons. The record is from RefSeq and is a predicted model, not a curated record. The coding region runs from base 124 to 2484 and encodes 786 amino acids. Gene Ontology annotation, biological process: proteolysis.